This is a messenger RNA of Siniperca chuatsi (mandarin fish), 1133 nucleotides long. RefSeq lists its product as uncharacterized. Gene Ontology annotation, cellular component: myosin II complex. NCBI's taxonomy places the organism in Eukaryota, Metazoa, Chordata, Actinopteri, Centrarchiformes, Sinipercidae. The record is from RefSeq and is a predicted model, not a curated record. Bases 128 to 583 code for a protein of 151 amino acids. Gene Ontology annotation, molecular function: calcium ion binding; structural constituent of muscle. The transcript is spliced from 6 exons.
AGGACGUUGUGCGUGCUAUACGUCAUGACGCACUGCUGCUAGGGUUUUCUCACCCUGCCCUUCUCUGAGAGCCGUCACACAUUCUUUGGUUUGCCGACUUCACGGACACACCUCAGCCAACACAGCCAUGUCUGACUUCUCGGAAGAUCAAAUCCUUGAGUUUAAGGAGGCAUUCCUGCUGUUCGACAGGACAGGAGAUGGGAAGAUCAGCUUCAGCCAGUGUGGGGACGUCAUGCGGGCCCUGGGACAGAACCCUGUCAACGCUGAGGUGCUCAAGGUCCUGGGCAAUCCCAAGGCUGAGGAGAUGAACACCAAGAUGCUAGACUUUGAGCAGUUCCUGCCCAUGUUCCAGGCCAUCGCUAAGAAUAAAGAUCAGGGCUCCAUGGAGGAUUUUGUGGAGGGACUGCGAGUCUUUGACAAGGAGGGCAAUGGCACAGUAAUGGGAGCAGAGCUUCGUCACGUCCUCACCACGUUAGGUGAGAAAAUGUCAGAGGAGGAAGUGGAGACACUCUUGGCGGGACACGAAGAUGCAAAUGGCUGCAUCAAUUAUGAAGAACUGGUCAGGAUGGUCAUGAACGGGUGAAGACGAAGAGCAUCCCACUUUUUUACCCUGUCACAUAUACCCUCUUUUUGCAGUUAGCUUCUCUCCCCUCACCCAGCCUUUUCCAUGGAUUAGUUUUCCACAUUUAAUUUAAGAAAGAAGUGCCUUUACAUUCCCUACAAAAGACCACAAAUGACCCUGGCUAUUGUUGCCAGGUCCAUUCACUUGUGUGACCAAGUUGUAUGCAUUCAGGAUUCUUUGUGCUUGCAUUGUUUGCAAUAACAUUCCAAGAUGCAGCACUUAAGACGACAUAAAUUGAUAAUGAUAUACUGUAACUAUUGAUACUAAUGUGUCAAUGUUGGAUGGGACAUUAAUAUAUACGUAAACGUAAUAACUGUCAGCGAUCUACUGUAUCAUUGGCACAAGAUUUGCUUUGGUUGAGGAACACGUUCCUCCUAUUCUGCAGUUAAAUGGUAUAUUCAAAGCCAUACUAUCAUGAGGUAGAAUGAAACAUUUCAAAUGGGUUCCCAUGUUUUUAAUUCACCACAAUUUUGUUGCUGCAUUUAAAUAAAUGUUUUUUCCUGAAAACCUA